Molecule: messenger RNA, 14507 nt
Organism: Xyrichtys novacula (pearly razorfish)
Lineage: Eukaryota; Metazoa; Chordata; Actinopteri; Labriformes; Labridae
Source: the annotation of a GenBank genome assembly
GUACUGCUUUUCCUGCAGUGAAAUGUGAACAUUAAAGUGCAUGUGGAGGAGGAGUCCUCACUGAGGGAAGAGAGGUAAGGGAGAGGAGGAGAGGAGGAAGAGGAGGGGUAAGGGAGGCGGAGAAAGAGUAAGACAGCAGCAACACGGGUAGAUAGCGAUGUAGACUGGGAAAGCAGAGGUAUCAGUGUGUAGAGUAUGAGCAUCUUCACAAAGGGGCUCUUCUGGCAUUUCUCCUUUUCACUGAAAGCUUUGGAUUCUCCCUGUCAUUCAUCAGCCUGGUAGGUUUAUCACACUGCAUCUGCAUGUUGACUCUGCUCUGCUUGGAUUAGAAAUCAAACAUUUGCAGUUACAGUACAGCAUUUUUUGUUUUCAUCCCUGGACUGUAAAUGCAGCAUUCUGCUCUGCUGGUUUCAUAAGUUUAGCUCUAAAUACUUUAAAACCUUUCAAAGGAGGAUUCAAACUGCAUGUAUUUCAUUCUUGUCCACCUGAAAAAUAUGGUGAUGCAAUAUGUUGCCAUCUGUCUGCCUGCUUUCUUUUCAUAUAGUGACAACUCUCUAAAUGAAGAUUUUUUUCACUCUCAUUCUGGUGCAGACUGUCUCACAUCCCCUUCACCCUCUCUCUCCUCUUCUUUUUCCUCUUCUCUGGGUUGCAUAACUCUUUCUCUUUUUUUUUUAAUCAAAACUAAAAAUCAAACCCUCAUAUCCACGAGCCUGGGUUCAGCUCAAGACUGCAUCUGUCAGAUGCUUCUCUCUAUUAAAGUUCCUGCACGUCUACAUCUGUUCCCUCUGAUCCCCCUGAGACCCUUGCUCAUGUUCAGAGCUGGCACAAGUCUUAGCCCUGAUAUCCCGCGGCAGUCAGACAACCAAUCACAUUUCAGCCUGACUUCCCCAGUGGAAAGAAAAGGCAAUCAGCCUCACUAUAAAAGAGUAAAUUCCUCUGCAGAUGCUGAAAAAUGGCUUCUGUGUACGGUUCAUAACAUUACUUUUAAUCUUAAACCAAUCCAGAACGUAUUUUUUGAUCCAUCAGCUGCGAUCAGUUCUUCUGCUUCAAAGGGAGUCAUGAUGGUUAUGCAGUUACAGAUGGGGAUUACACUCACAAGGUCUUGAACAAUGUUUGGUAACUCUUUUGGUAACAACUUUUGAAUACAGCAAGGAAUUGAUUUCAAAAUUUGUCCUCUGUUUUAAUGAGACAACAGCUCUGUGAGUGAUCCCCUGGACACCCUAACGAGACAUGUGCUGAAUCCACCCACCAACAUGUUGCUCUGUUGGACCUCUUCAGUACUUUCAUAUCAGCUCAGUGUGUUAAAUAAAUAAUCAUUUACCGCUAUAGAUAUGGUCAUGAAUUAAUCAGGCAUCAACCCUUUCAUGUCAACUGGGAGCCUGUUUAUUCAGCAAGGAUAAUUAGAAAACUUCGUUCAUACUUCAAUUAGGAUCAAGUUGAUUUUACUCCAGGGUGGUACAAUAAAUAAUCUAAUCACAUUCUCUUUGUUGUUCAGACAGCCUUCAUUAGAGCUGCAUAGUACAGUAUGUGUUUUUGUUACUGUGUCUGAAGUCACUGUGUGGUCCUGGUUUCUCUUGAUGGAAACAAAGCUCUUUGUUUUGAGUCUUUGUUUUCUCCACUGCCACUCAUUCUUGGUUUCAGAAGUACAGUUUCUACUUGUUUAGAGGCGAUAAGACGAGGUUUUCUUUUGUCAUUAGAGACUUCUCUGAGUGUCUGUGAACCUGGUGUAACAUCUGUUUUUAGCUUCCUUGCACCUCUGGAUGUGACUCUGCAUCUUAAUUUGACAUGUUCAGAUGAAGAUCUCAAGACAUUACCUUUUUUUGUCCUCUUAGCCAGUCUCAGUGACAAGUCCUCUCUUCAGUAAAUAUCACUUAAACUAAAGCUUUAGUUGUUUAGGUCUGUUAUUGUCAUCCACAGAAACCAACCAAUACUCGACCAACAAUACGCUGCUGCACUGAACAAUGGAUCGAACCAAACGCAGAGGGUUUGUGGCCUCAGAUGUUCAUUAAAUCAAGCUCAUAUUAUCCAGAAUUGAAGUCUUUGUCGAAUGGAUUAAAUUGAAUGUUUAGAAACGCCCUGCUGCUGCUGCCACCGUGUGCGUGUCUCACCACUAUGAAUCAUCCGAUUCACCAUUUUACUUUCAAGCUCCAAUUUUGUUCCAUUCAGAAAGAGCAAUUUAAAAAAAAGCCUGAGAGGACAAGCCGACGUCACGAGUUUACCAAAUUGCUACAUAUUAUUAUCUCUACUGGACUAUUAUCACAAAUGCAACCAAAGAUAGCCGAUGUGCUCUCGCUGAAAUCACAUUUCUCCCAGAACCAGGCAACUCUAGGAUUAAGACACAGCUUCUCAAAUCAGAAAAAAACCUUGUACUGUAAGUGGCUUCAUCCACUUACUUAAAGGACAGUGCAUUUCUAUACCACAGGUGAAGAAACUGCCUUGGUGGUUUGCAGGAGAAGGGAAAAUACAUCAAAUCUCCAUUAACUAUUCCACUACUUUCAUAUUUCAGAGAAAUUGUGAUAUUUUCAUUCGACUACAAUCUGUAACUCCAAUCAGAGGUGAGAUGAUGUGUCGUAUGAUGUUAAAUAUACGACACAUCAAAUAGGGCUGCAACUAAUGACUAUUGUAAUACUGAACUAGUCACCAACUAUUAAAACGAUUGGUCAACUAAUCGGAUAAUAAUGAUUUUUUUCUUAAAUUUACCUUGAGGUUGCUUUAAUUGAGUGGCAAUGAUAAUAAACACAAGAAUUAUGGGCACUUCAAUGAGACAUGCACAUUUUAUUUAACUCUGCUGCUGAUAGACUAGUUCAUACAAAAAGUAAAUUAAAAAAAGGCAUAUCAAAAACCAAUUGACAGUCAGCAAUUUGGGGCAGCAGUAGCUCAAGAGGUAGAGCAGUCGUCCCAUAACUAGAAGGUUGGCAGUUCAAUUCCCCCCUAUUCCAAGUCUGUCCAUUGUGUUCUUGGGCAAGACACUUAACCCACCUUACUGCCAGUGUGCGUGUCCUCCACUAGUGUAUGAUUGUGAGUGUUAUGUGGUGAUGGUCGGAGAGGCUGUAGGCACAAACUGGCAGCAAUAUUUCCAUCAGUCUGACCCAGGGCAGCUGUGACUACUAAGGUAGUUUACCACCACCAAGGUGUGACUGUGUGGGCAAAUAAAUGAUGUAUCCAAUGUAAGGGUCUCUGAUAAAGUGCUAUAUGAAAUCUGAUGCAUUAUUAUUAGUCUGCUUGUUAUGAAGCUAAUAUCUUACCGAGUCUAACUGUUCAUCCAACAUUCAGAUGUGCCUUCUCCUCAAAUGUCCGUGCAUCACCAACGUGCUGCCAUGAUACACAAGGUCUGCUUUGCAAACCUUGCAAGUUAUUUUAUUUAAUUUUUUCGCCUUAUCUAGGCUAAAAUGCUCCAAAACUUCAGUGGUUUUUAAGCGUGUAGUUGUAGCUGCUGGAUGCCAGCGACGCCGUGUUUGAAUACCCUACCGCUCAGGGGAGACGCUAUUGCGCAUGUGUGACUCUAGGCAGAGAUCGUAAUGAACUAAGAUGCCUCACUCUGCUGGAAAAAAAAAAAAACACGUUUGGCGACAAAAGUCGACUAUGGAAUUCAUUACCAACUUGUUUCAUUAUUGAUUUUUGUCCAUAACGUUGACUAAUCGUAAAAACAAAUCAUUUUAAGCCUGCAUUUGAUUAGAAAUAGUGCAAAGACAACAUAUCAAGUAUCAAACUCUUAUUGCAUAAUGAAAAUGCAUGAUUGCUUUACGUUUGAUGCCGGCAGCAUCUCACAGAAGAUAAAACAAGGUUUACCUCUCUGUUAAGAAGGAAUUACUUCAGCCAUUGCUCUUUGUUACCAACAGCAUAAAACAUCACAAGAUAUUUAGAGAGUGUGGAGAGAUCCCAGAACAAAAGAGACAUGGCUGAUCACUGAUACUGGAUCAUCAAGAGUUUUAAGCCCUUGGGUAGCACUGCGUUUAAAAGGGUUACAUAACUCUGCAGUGGAAAUCGAUGCAUGAUCUCAAAGUCACAUCCAGAGAGCACUGGCUGUGAAUGCAGACUCCAUUAAUGCUGGAUAGUAUAUACAUGUGCUGCCAUCCAGACAAUGACUUUUUCAGGCCUGACUUGUUAAUUGAAAACAAUUGGAGCAUCACGGUACAGAUAAAUGUGAACGCCAAUAGAGGUCAAAGUCUUUGUCGCAGCACUCAUAGUUUUAUUCCCGGCCAUGACCCUUUGCUUCUCCACUUUCCAUGUUUCCUGUCUCUCUCCAGCUUUUCUAUCUUAUAAAGGCAAAAGUGCCCAAAAGCUAAAGAUACAUCAAAGGAGACUCCUUGUUGCUGAGUCACUGGAAUCUUAAUACCAGGCGAGAACAUGACAACAAUUCACUGUCAGCAUCACUGUAAACAUGUCUUUGUAAAAACACAAUGCUGGCAUCAAGUUUAGUUUGGCUCUCCCUUUAUUGUUGCAUAAUAAAAAGACAAAGUCUGAACACCAGGAAGCUUCCUCUGAAAGGAUUUUCUUUUUUAACACAAGUGAGGUCUUGAGCCAAAAACAUGUUGUUGAAGGAGCCUGUGAUCCUUUGUCUGGCGAUGAUUCAGCCUCUUAGGAGGAUGGUCGCCCUUUCAGGCAUGCCACUGUGGAUGACUGUGAAAAAUGUCUCCUGUCUAAGACUUCUUAUCGUGUGCACUUCAUUGUUCACAGUCCAGUUAGUAACUUGAGAGGUGGCCAUGUGAUCAGAUUAAGAGCAUCAUUUCUUGUGUUUUUAUUUUCUGUCUUGCCUCUCUGAUGAUUUUUUUAAACUUUUUUCCAAUUAGUCUCAGUUGCACAGAAUUAAAUUGCACAGAUGCCAGACAGAGUGAGUCCAUCUGUUUUUGUUGGGCCUCUGGUGAGGCUUCACUUGGACUUACUCCAGUUUUUAUAACCUGGAAAAGAAACAGAUACCAAAUACCAAAAUAUGGUUGUAGAGAUGGACCGUAUUUCCUACAAUCAGAAACCAGAACACUUUGCAUAGAAAAGCCCCAUUUUUAAAGAUUUCAAGACAGAUCUGUUAAUAUAUAUUUACAGCACUACAACAUUACUUGCAACUUAACAGUGUAAAUAUUCCCUGGAUGAAACUGACAACACAGAAAAUUAUUUUUGGUGAACGUCUCACAAAUACGUGUUUUUGUUUUAGGAGGCUUACACAGUGAGAGGAGAGGAUAGUUGUUUUAUUCCACUUGGCUGAUUUCUUCUCCUCCCCUGUUUCAGAUUUCAAAAAUGUCUGACUUUGAGGAUGUCUCCAAGCCAGGAGGGCAGGUCAACGUCUCUGACAGCUACCAGCUGAACCCCGCCAGCAUCAUCGUGUCGGUUGUCUUCUCCCUCAUCUUCCUCCUGGGUACGGUGGGGAACAGCCUGGUGCUGGCUGUGCUUCUGCGCAGCGGACAGGUCGGAUACAACACCACCAACCUGUUCAUACUCAACCUAAGCAUGGCCGACUUCUUCUUCAUCAUCUUCUGCGUCCCUUUCCAAGCCACCAUCUACUCCCUGGAGGGCUGGGUGUUUGGCUCCUUUAUGUGCAAAGUAGUCCACUUCUUCAUCAACCUGACCAUGUACGCCAGCAGCUUCACGCUUGCUGCUGUUUCUGUUGACCGGUAAGUUCACAGUUACCAUCAUACAUUGACCUAAAAAAGAGGAAAUAUUUGAGUGUGUGAUUCUAUUUAAGAGGAAUUAUUUGAUCAGUCUUUUACCAUGUACUUGCUAAACAUUCACAUGGUAUCUGCCACAUCCAUGUACUGUUUUUUGUAAGCACGACUGUUUUCCUCUUUAAAUCAUUACAAUGGCUGUUUUCAUGGAGCCUCUUGAUCCUAAAGGUUGAUGCCCCUGCAGCUCUUUCCACACUGAUGAUUAUUUUCUAUCAUAAGCUCAUCUCUUUACAGUUUUUUUUUAGCUAAAAAGCCUGUAGUUUAGUUAAUUAACUGAUUACAUAAUCACACAUUUUUAGCACCUAAGCUGACACUUUUCCCACUGCUCUUUAUGUUUGUGUUGUCUCUGCCUUUGCAGUGUGUCUGACACUUAUCAUUUCAUUGACAAUAUUCAGCAAAGAAAAGCAUCAACUUGAGAAGAAGCAGAGACUGCUUGUAAAUUUUCCCUGUAAAACAAGUCAGAAUAUGAAUCCAUCAUCCAAUGUGUUGAAGUAUUCUGUGGCUGGAUCAUUCAAUGAGGCGUUUGUUGUUACACGUCUGUUGGAUCCUCUCUGCUCUCAUCAGAAAUGUGCAGGUUUAGUUAUGCAUCAUGAGGUGAAACCUCUGGUGAAUUAAACGCUUUCAGGUCUUUCAGGGUCUCUGAUUGAAAUACACUCUGACAAAUAACUAACCCUGCACCAAUGAAUCAGUUUUAUUGAAUCCAUGUUGCAGUAUCCUGAAAUAAAAGAAAAUCCUCUGCCCUCCUGAAUGACUCUAAUUUCCUCAAGUUGAAAGCUGUAGUUAUCCUCUUUAUUUCACCGGUGUCUGUCCUCUCCACACUCUCAGUAUAUUUUUAUUUAAACAGUUGAUGGUUUGAGCUUCUCAAACCAUCAACUUGGAGACUCAAGUGUGAACUUGAUGAAACAUUUAGGAAACUAAAAAUAAAUCUUACUCAAAGUCCUGAUAACAAAUUUCCAACCAAAAGGUUUAACUUUUAAUAUAACAAGCUGGUGAAAAACAGCAGGGAAAACCAGCAGAAUAAAAAGCACUAAGGAGGACCACAGGGAGGUUCUCCUCUAAAGGAAGAUGGAAGGCACAGCAAUCAAAGUAAAAAUCAACUGAUGCAACUCGUUUUAACGAUUCAACUGAUCCAUACGUAGGCUGCUAUUACUGAAACUGAGUUUUUUUUUCAUCUCAGCUGUUUGAGGAGUGAUGAAUUAGAAUUGUGUUAUAUUUAUCUGCUCUAGCACCACUGUACAAUGAUGAGGAACAGCUAUUUUUCCCUGUCAACACAUAAUUACACUGAGUACUGAGCAGACGUAUGCUGGCAACCCACCAACAUGGUGCAUGUCCAGUACAAAUGAAAAACAACUGCCUUGUGAAAGUUAGAGCUCCAAGGAGAAGCAUUUUUUUUUUAUUUUAUUUUUUUAAAUUCAUUUAUCAAAUGGACUGAAAUUCAUAAUGAUGCAUUCAUAUGCAUUUUUUAAAAGCAAAAAAAAAAAAAAAACAUCAGUGACAACAUUAGUCAUUUAUCUUGUAGAUUUUAGUGCAGGGAGGUAGGGGUCAGAAGGAAAAUACCUGUUUUCACAUUUUCCACAGCAAACUUAAGCAAUUAUGUUUUACCAUUAAAAAUCAGUGGGAUAAGAUUGUUUGUGAAACAACAACAGUAUAAGCAUGAAAAGGACAAGAUAAGCAAAGACUGAUUUGUCCACAGGGGGCGCCAAACUUGACACAAACUUAAAGUUCCUCACAGAAGCUUUAAGGCUUAAUCAAUAUGAGCUAAUCAAACAUAGAUAAAAACAAACUGGAGAGAUAUUCAUAGGUUAGUGGUUCAAAGCAAGUGUGUAAAAAAAUAAUGAGAACUUCCAGAAUAAAACAGAAAACAUGAUAGACCAUAGACUGUAUAUACUAUGGACAACUUGGUUCCGCCUCCCACCUGUAUACGGAUUUGAAGCCAAAAAGCUCUCAGUAUGACCGCGAUUUUUCUUCAUUUCCUGAAACCAGCGCUGCGCAGUAGCGUUGAGCGCAUUCGGCGGGGAGUCGCUGUGAUGACGCUUAGCUCAAACAGCGUAUCCCUCGGUGAGCUACACAAUAGGAAUGCCAAUAGGCUGUAUCAGGUGUCAGUCACAGAAAAUAUGAACCCCCUAAUAACUUUGAGCACAAACCAGUCUUACAAUAACUAUAGCUUCACCCAGCAUGGAGGCAGACGCUGUCCAUUCUAUAUUCAGUCUAUGUGAUAGACCUAUAAAACAAGGAAAACACAAACAAGGACCUUUAAUAAAAAUCAACACAGUUCUGUAUUCUCAUCAAACAUCAAAUGCAUUUAGAGUAUGACAAUGUUUCUAAGCAGUUCAUCCACUUUGACAAUGAUAAACAGUUUAAAUGUCCAAAUCUAAAUCAACUUAAAGAGUCUUUACAAAUGCAUAAGGCUGUGUGCUCAGUUACAGUGUUUUUUGCACAGGUAACACCUAAUACUAUUGAAAAUCAAUGCAGUUCAGCAUUUUCAGCAUUCCUUGCACAUCACCACUCUCUGUUUGUCUGUUGCUGUGCACACAGAUGUGAUGAUAGUUCAACUACUGGGACACUGUGUUAGCUAUCGUGAUUGGUGCUGGUCAACCAAUCAAGAACAAGCAGGGGCAGGUUGUAUUUCUAACACAGUCUCCAUAAAUUGCUUUUACAUUUGCUUUGUAAAAAUGACAGUAAAUGUGAUCAAAUAUGAUCAUUCAGAGCAUAAACUGUUAUAAACAGACUUAUUGGUCUCUACGCACUCGGCAGACGAGCUGCAGGGCAACUUUAUAUCCUAGCAACAGAGAGUGGGAGUGAGGAGUGCUCUGAAAUUCAGCUCAUUGAAGAUCACAGGACCUAAAAUAAGGAGAUAAUGAACAUACGGAUGCAGAGAGUAUCAAACUUUCACUGUUAAAAUAUGUAAAAGCCCCUGAGUUUAUCCAAAUCAUAAUCUCACAUAGAACUCAGACUUUAACACUUUAAAUAAGAAAAGUGACUUUGAAUAUUGGCAUGUUAUUGCAUCAAAUAAAGUCUUGAAGAAAUGUGAAAAUGUGAGGGGCUGCUUCUUGAAAAAAUGUGUCCUGUUCAAAUGCAUGCUUUACUUUUAUAUGACUGGAAUCAAAUUAGUGUUUUUGCAUUUGUUCAGUGUGAGAAAAAGAAAAUCUGACACAUCAUACAUUAACUCAUCAUAAUUAAUUAAUCUCGCAUCACCAAAACAUCACACUUUGAAGCCCUUUUGUUAAGCGUUACCCCAUGCAACUAUUAUCAGUACAUGUAUUUGUCAAGAGGAACAGAUUUUAAGUUCAACGGUGUAUCAAUAUUGAAAAAAGGGGGUUGAAAAAGGCUAAAAGGAAGCUUUGAUUCAAGCCCACUCUCUAUCUGUUACUGCUAUGUAUUGCUCAGUACAUUGUCCCUCAUUAAGACGGAUUAGAUGUAUUUUUCUCAACUGAAGAUAAUGGCAACUUCUGGCUGGAUUCAAAUCGCAGGACUAUAAAGGUACACAUUAAUAGGAUUACUCAAAGACAGACCAAAGAGUGUGCUCAGUCUGGAAUUCAAAAGCUUAUGUAAGAAUUAUUCAUUAUCUCCUCUAUCUGGAAAUGAUACCCACAGAGUCGAAGCUCCAAGCCAUCAUUACAGCUGCUGUAACAACACGGUUAGCUCCGUCAAUAAGGACCGGGUCUGUGUGCAGCUGCCCUCUCUGUUUACACCUCUGAGGAUUUAAUAGAUUUCUCAUCCUGCCGCCCUAAUGCUUCCUCUUCAGACAGCAAAAGAGCAGGGACAUCUGAGCUCAGAAGUUAAUGACUGGUUUCUGUCUUUAGUCUCUCUGUGACAUGUCAAAGAGCAGCUUUACUUUCUCCUACUGAACCCCUGCAGGAGUAAAGACAGAGUUUGGCCAAAAUAAACCCACUUACUGCAGCACAAUAAAAUGAAGCUAUUUGGCUCAAUUGCUUCUUAUUAGGACAUUUAUUUGCACCUGCUGUUGAACAGCUCUAGAGACAUUUGGGAACAUACUGAAACAUUUCUUUUCAGCCAGUUUGCUGUGAAAUUUAAUCACGGCUUUAUUUCACGGAAAAGUGGGGAUCCAUUGUUUCUCGAAAACAGAAGUCUACAAGUCAGUUCUCUUUUGUUUGUUUUUACAUUUGAUGAGGUGUCUCACCUUGGAGAAAAGGAUUGGAAUAAACACAUCAACAAAGCAUCUUCAUCCGUCACAGAGACACGGCACCCUGAUAACAGGCUGCACAUGUUUAAAGAAAAAACAAGCAAUGUGACACUGAGCAGAUAACUUUAGCAACAACAGAAGAAAAACAGCACGGUGUCAGAUUAAUAAACGUGAUAGGUGCUGUUAAAAUAACUCUAUUUUAAUCAUAGCACACAGUGCAUGCUGGGAUUGUAUGUCUUUACAGUGCAGCACAGCUCAGCACAAGAAACCACCGUGUCAUCAACUUGGUGAUGCAUUCAUGAUCAUUUCCCUGAGGGGUUGUUUUAUUUGAUAAAACCUUGAAAUUGCUUGAGGGAAAUGUCGAUGUUAAACUCAGAGUCUUCAAGGUGAGGAAUAACAGGAAGCAUGGAGGUAUAGCACCAGCCUUGGAGGAUAUAACCCUGAUAUUAUCAAAUCACUGACUGUCAGACCCUCUUCACUUUGAGGGUUUAGUUCAAAUUGGAUUCAUGUUAUGCAAAACAGAGAAAAAUCAUGAGUGCACUGAAACGUGUAAAUUUGAACUGGGUUACAUAUGGAGCUAAUCUCAGCACAUUAUUAAGGUGCCCGAUAUUGUAUUGAACAUGCAAGGUGAAGUAAAACAAACACAAAUACAGUAAAAUGGUUCAUACAAAUAGACUAUUUUUCAGUCCAAACUUUCCAUUUUUAAAACUUAUGAAUAAUAAUAAUAAUGCAUCAGAUUUUAUAUAGCGCUUUAUCAGAGACCCUCAAAGCACUUUACAUUGGAUAUAUCAUUCAUUCGUUUACACAGUCAUACUUUGGUGGUGGUAAACUACCUUAGUAGUCACAGCUGCCCUGGGGCAGACUGACGGAAACGUAGCUGCCAGUUUGCGCCUACAGCCUCUCCCACUACCGUCACACAACACUCACAAUCUUACACCAGGGGAUGACACACACUGGGAGCAAGGUGGGUUAAGUGUCUUGCCCAAGGACACGAUGGACAGACUCGGGAUAGGGGGGGAUUGAACUGCCAACUUUCUGGUUACUGGAUGAACGCUCUACCUCCUCAGCUACUGGAUAAAAGGACUUUUGGGUGUAAAUGUAGGAUAAAAGAAUCUUCUGAGUAAAUGGCAGAUGGCAGAGUUGGCAGAGUUAACUGAUUCAGUCUUUGCUCUUGGCUGUUUAUCUCCAAUCAAGUUUAAACAGAUUAAAACACAGCAGUGUGGAUUACUUGAAUGUGUUUUGAUCAUGCUCUACUCUUAGCAUGACUUCUAACAAUCAUGUCCUUGGUUUGAGUCUGUUUAUUAUUUUUCUCCCUAUGCAGAUAUUUGGCCAUCCGUUACCCGCUGCGCUCCAGAGAGCUUCGAACCCCAUGUAACGCAGUGGUUGCCAUGGUGAUCAUCUGGGGUCUCUCUCUAGUCUUUGCGGGUCCUUAUCUCAGCUACUACGACCUGAUCGAUUACGACAACAGCACUGUGUGCAUCCCUGGCUGGGAGGAGCAGAAUCGGAAGGUGCUGGACACGUGUACCUUUCUGUUUGGCUACGUCAUCCCUGUGCUGAUCGUGAGUUUAUCCUACACUCGGACCAUCAAGUACCUGUGGACGGCCGUGGACCCUUUAGACGGCAUGUCAGAGUCCAAGAGGGCCAAACGCAAAGUCACCAAAAUGAUCAUCAUAGUCACCGUGCUGUUCUGUAUCUGCUGGCUGCCGUACCACGUGGUGAUCCUGUGCUACCUGUACGGGGACUUCCCCUUCAACCAGACCACGUAUGCCUUCAGGCUGCUGUCUCACUGCAUGGCCUACGCCAACUCCUGUGUGAACCCCAUUGUCUACGCUCUGGUGUCCAAACACUUUCGCAAGGGCUUCAAGAAAGUGUUCAGCUGCAUCCUCAGCAAAAAAGGCAGAAACAAAGUCCAUGUGGUUCACGUGGCCAACACCGUGCCAGGGUUUGAGGCUGGCUCGACGGAAGUGUCACACAUGAACGAGGAGAAUUUACGACAGAAUGAAUGCGAGAUGAUAAACAGGCCCAUCGCGGAGCCAAGAGAGGCCACUGUGACUCUUAACUUGCCUUUUCAGAGGCAGACGUGAUGAGAGGUUUAGUGAUUCAGGCUCUGCCACACGUGAAAGACACUGUGACUGAUGUUGCUGAAACUCGGCAAACUUGUCAUCUCGAUACGCACAUUUUGGGUGGCGAACAGGAGGAGAGUCAAAGGGAUUACACAUAAAAACAGAGUAUUCAAGUGUGUGCAUUGAGCCAACAAUCAGAAAUGUUGUUAUUUAAAACAAUUAUUUCCAUUCGAACAGAAACACACAAAGUCAAAAAGGAUUGUAUUUAGGAAAGGUGAAAAUUAUCUCCUGUCCCCACUAUUUGCCUUAACCAUGGCCUGCACUUUGGUAUUUAUUUCUCUAGUAUUUAUUACAGCUAGAAUCCACAUUAUUCCAGCACUUAUCAAGAACAGCAAUGAAUGUUUCUUCAAACUUCAAACCAGUUCUCUCAAAGGUUUUCAAAAGUUGGCAACCAAGGGGAUAUCAGGUAACUCAGACGAUUUAAAACUAAAGAAAGUUUCGAGGAGUUAUUCAGAGGGGAGCUUCUCCACAUUAUUUUCACCAUGUUCAACUGAAGGUUUAAUGCGUUACUCGUGUGUUAUUUGCUUCAUAUUCUCCUCAAUUAAAAUCUCAUUCAACUAUAUGAAAGAGUCCAUCAUUCAAGUUGUUGUUUUUAAAUCUUGAGCAGUAAACUGUGUGGCUCAGCUGCUUUGAAAUUGUGCAUGCAGAUGUUGUUCUGUCCUGUCAAGAUCUGAGUUGCUAUAUUUGAAUUGAAUGUUUAAUGAUGCAAAAAACUUAUGGAAAUUUGUUUGAAGCAAAGACUGUGUAAUACAUGGAAGUAAUGUUGUGGGUGUCACCCAUUUGUUUCUGAAGUGGAGUUUUGAAGCCUAUCUGCAGCAGUUGCCAUAUUUAAGAUGUAGAUGCAACCUAAACUUCAUUGACCUGCACAGAGGCUGGUCUUUAGCCUACUCCUCCUGAUUCACUCCUAACCUUGAAUUCUUUCAAACAAAUGCAUUAUAAAAAAUUCCACUCCUCCUAAAUCAUUGCCAUAAGAGAGCUGAUGUAUUCAGACCAAAACUGUUUUUUGAACCCGGCCGUAAACAUGUUUAUUUCUCCUGUAAAACGGGACUCUUUUGGACUGGAUGUGUAUGUAUUUUCUGGUGCUUUUGCAGACAGCCUCCAGCUAGCUCUUGGGAAAUUGUGGUUUGUAGCACUUCUGUAUUAGCUUCAUUUCUCAAGACGUAAAGUUUCUGCUUGGUUUGGACAUGGUGUUCAGCCAUAUUUAAACUUAAGCUGCAUUUAAAAUCUCAAACAUUAUAAACCUUAUAUUAGAAUACUAUAAAAAGCUUAAGAAUCAGGGGUCAAAGGGCAUAUGUUUAGUAUUUAUAAAUAUUGAAAACACAUUUUUGGAUCCAGUUAUGAUAACACAAAAAUGCUUUACUUGUAUUUUGCAAAGACUGUAUUCAUGGCAUGUUUCUCUUUGGUGUCAAAUCUUAUAUAUUUAAAUGAAUAUGUUUAUUAAUGAGUGUACUUAUGCAGUUUUUAUGUGUUUAAAAAAGUGUCUAUUUUGUGUAAUUCCUCAAAUGCAGGCAGACUCUCGGCAUCCCUCCCUCUCUGUUUUGUGCUGAAAUUGUGUCCUACCUCAAAGCUGUAAAAAGAAAAAUAUCGUGUCCUCUUUGCUGUUGUUGCGUACAGAUUGUGUAAGAUGUAAUUUUCUCUCUCAGACCAUAUUUUAAAAUAGAACAACUUCCCUUUGCACUGAGCAAUUUCUGUCCAGUGUGUUUGUGUUUUUUUGCCCUCCGCCAGCAUAAAUUCUCUGUCCUCUUUCAUAAUACGGAGUUUUCAAAUCAAACAGCCUGUAUAAUUUGUGCAUACAGAUUCAAAAAGAUAUUUAUCAAAAAAGGGUUUUAAAACAUGGUGUAACAUAUAUUAUUUACCGACUAAAUAAACUAUUUUCUGCUGUGGUAUUGCAGUAAAGGUUUUAUUGAUCUCAUAAUGGGAAUAAAUGCCAUAUGACCAUAUGAGUUAUGAUCAUGCAGCAGAAAAGAUGGGAGGUAGUCUCUUUGGACUGCCUCACACUGAUUAGAGAGCUCUGUAAUUAAUGCUCAGAAAUAAGUGUGGUCUACUUGUUGAACAUGAAUCAGAAAGUGCCUUCAUGCCAUCUAUCCAAUCUCCUCGUGUUUCACUAAUUGUUUGCUUGGCAGAAGAGUCACAACACCACCAGACGCACAAAUUGAUAUGGCAUCUUCAUGCACAUGAUAAACUCAUGUAAUACGUGCUGCAAGGCUAAUUUCAGCAAACAUAGUAGCAGGCACUUCAUUUAUAUUUCUGAAUAUUCUGGUAUGUAUAGUCCGCCGUAGCUGUGUAUAUUUGCUUAUUGCCUGAAUCUGUUCAAGUCCAAUUCACAAGGUCCUGAUUUGGGUUUUCUAUUCUAUUCUAUUCAGUUUUAUUUUUUUCGACUCUAUUCUUUUCGAUUCUGUUUAAUUCUUUUCAACUCUAUUAUGGUCCAUUCUGUUCUAUUUUAUUCUAUUCUGUUCCGUUCUAUUCUUUUCUAUUCUGUUCUGUUAAAGUCUCUUCUAUUCUGCGCCAUUAUGUUCUGCUAUGAUCUGUUCUGUUCUGUUUUAUUCUGAGCUAUUAAAUUCUAUUCUGUUCUGUUUUAUUCUA